AUGAUAACUUCACCUCCCUCCAAUUCUUCCAAUCCCCGACGUAGGAAACGUAAAGAUCAAGCCUGUGAACCUUGUCGGAAGGCCAAAACACGCUGUGGUCAUACAACUCUCAUUUGCUUGAGGUGUCAACGAAAAGGUGCCGCUGCAAAUUGUGUAUAUGUACCCUCGCAUCCUCCGAGUCAUUGUCCUUCCUCUGAACACUCGAUAUCCAAUCCUUCUCAUCCCGUCGGAGAUAUCACAAACGGCUCCUUAGUGUCGCCGCAAACCUCUGGAUCUGUAGAUUCGCGGUUAGAUCAUGCUGCAGCAUCAAGAAAAGUUUUGGGGUUUUAUGGUCCCAAGAGUUUUUCUGCACCGUUUCUUGACAAUGAAAAUGGCCUCGUGUCGGAUGUCGAUGAUGAAGGAGAGUGUACAUUUUCUUCAGGUUCGAUAACGUCGCCUCCCAUGUUAUCUAUAGUCACGAAUGGACAACAAACCGGGGAAAUAUCUUUGGGGAUGAAAGUUCUGAGUCAACUUCCUGACUAA
Molecule: messenger RNA, 522 nt
Organism: Botrytis porri
Lineage: Eukaryota; Fungi; Ascomycota; Leotiomycetes; Helotiales; Sclerotiniaceae
Exons: 1
Coding region: 1-522 (173 amino acids)
Biological process (GO): regulation of DNA-templated transcription
Molecular function (GO): zinc ion binding; DNA-binding transcription factor activity, RNA polymerase II-specific
Source: RefSeq, a predicted model, not a curated record